This is a messenger RNA of Rhagoletis pomonella (apple maggot), 633 nucleotides long. RefSeq lists its product as uncharacterized. The record is from RefSeq and is a predicted model, not a curated record. The coding region runs from base 199 to 555 and encodes 118 amino acids. The transcript has 4 exons. NCBI's taxonomy places the organism in Eukaryota, Metazoa, Arthropoda, Insecta, Diptera, Tephritidae.
AUCCGCCUGCAUUAAGUGCUCGUGUGAAUUAGUUGAAACUAUUUGAGUUAUACAAUAUAAGUUUUUUUAUUUUUACACUAAAUGCGCUUCUCAGCCUGCAAGCUGCGUUUCGUGAUAAAAAAACUGCAUCGCUUAGCAGCAGAAAUAUGGGAUUAGCAAAAUAAAUUUCAUUUCGCAGUACGUGAAUUGCAUAGCAAGAUGAUUGUUAAUGCGUCGUUGGAAUUUUUCGGUUUUUUCUGUAUAAUUUACUUUGGUUCCGUUUCAAGCGAGGAUCCAUUUACAAUAUUCCUUGAUGGCGGCAGUGAGUUUAAGAGCAUAAAGGAUGAUUUGAAUAGUCUCAAAUCUGACAUGGCAGAUGCGCUGAAAGAGAUGCAAACAAGAUUCAAUCUAAUUGAAGCCAAGGUAGAUAAGUUAAAUAGCAUCGCGAAUGGUUUGGCAGAUGGGCUGAAAAAUUUGAGUCAGCAAUUAUCGAAGAAUGAUGGCAAUAACUCAAGACGCGCUUGCACAGUGAAAUUAGAAGAAGAGCUGAAUUAUAAGUAUUCACCAUUCGUGUGAAUUAAGAGUUGUUUAAUUUUUUUCUUUGAAAUUAAACAAUGGAAUUUUAAAUGUAUAUGUAUAUGUAUAUUGCUUGAA